Molecule: messenger RNA, 1845 nt
Organism: Penicillium daleae
Lineage: Eukaryota; Fungi; Ascomycota; Eurotiomycetes; Eurotiales; Aspergillaceae
Product: flavin-containing monooxygenase
Exons: 10
Coding region: 1-1845 (614 amino acids)
Molecular function (GO): flavin adenine dinucleotide binding; monooxygenase activity
Source: RefSeq, a predicted model, not a curated record
AUGGUAGAAACAAUCAUGACUCGCUCUCAGACUCCAGCUGCACGCUUGGAAGAUCUCCCAGGAGAGCUUCCAACCAGUCGGCACCUGCUUGACGUCGACCCCACCGCCGUGGCAGCUUUUUGGGAAACUGACUUCCCAAAUUUGAAGUCUGAUGACUUAGAUGAAAACGCAAUAUGGAGAGACAUGUUAGCAUUGACGGGGACUUUCAGAACGUUCUUUUCGCAAACUCUCGUUUACGAAGCAUGGUCUGAGUUGUGCCAGCUCCGCAAGCCGAAGAACAUUCAUGUCAAUGGUGAUCAGGCAAGGAUUGUUCAGAUCAAUUCAGACCACUCCUGGAUCGAUAUCCCCUUCACAUUUGAAACCACGGCUACCGACCCAUUGGUCGAAUGCUCAGGUUUUCUCUCCGUGUACAUGGAUGGAAAUGGUUCCUGGAAGGUUUGGAUGAUCAGAACUAUACUGGAGAACCUCCAGGGCCAACCUCCUGUCGAUGUUCUCGAAGCACGUGCAAAUCUGGCCACAGAAAACACGGAUACUGCCGAUAACAACGGAGCGAGCGACAUUGCUCUAUCUUUCAACAACACUCACUUUCAAUGUAUUGUCGUCGGAGGGGGUCAAGCGGGUCUCAGCGUCGGUGGCUACCUGCAGUCACUGGGCGUUUCUUACGUCAUACUAGACAAGUAUCCAGAUGUUGGAGAUAGCUGGGAUAAACGUUAUGACGCUGUGAAAUUGCACACGGCUCGGGAAUACGCACACCUCCCUUUCGGACGCCUAUAUAAUGCAAAUCUUCCCGAGUUUCUCACCAGAGAACAAGUUGCGAAUGGCCACAGAAUGUUUGUCGAUACUUAUAGCAUUAAUGUCAAGUGCGGUAUGGAACUAGUGAAGAGUUCUUGGUCCAAAAGGGACAAGAUAUGGACGUGUGAGAUCAAACAGUCUGAUCAUAUACACACAUUGACGGCAUGUCAUGUUGUGUUUGCUGUUGGAGCUGGCUCAAGCAAGCCGAAGAUGCCUAAUUACGAUAACAAAGAUGUGUUUCGUGGAAAAAUACUCCAUUCAGUUGACUAUAAAUCAUCCAGAGACUGGAUUGGGCUCAAGGGAGUGGUGAUAGGAACAGCAAAUACUGCCCACGACGUUGCGGAUGACAUGCUCGAAUCCGGCCUUAGCUCCGUCACAAUGGUUCAAAGAGGUUCUACAUGGGUCUUGCCAGCAGAGCAUUACCUGGCCACCACAGCCCAUAUGUAUAACCAUAUUACUCCCACAGAAGUCGGUGAUCGGAUGAAUUUCUGUAACCCACUCGCAAUUUCACGCAAAGUCGCCAUGAUUAAGCUCCACGCCAUGGCCGCAGAAGAUGGUGAAAGAUUUGACGCAUUGGAGGAGGCAGGAUUCAAACUCGACCGCUUCGGGGAUAUCAUAUCUGUCCUUUACGACAAGUUGGGUGGCCACUACGUAGACGUCGGUACCUCCGCCAAGAUCUCCAAAGGCCUGAUCAAGAUUAAGUCCGACGCGGCUCCCACAAGCUAUACACCCGGCGGUCUGAUGUUCAAUGACGGUACAGAGCUACAGGCAGACGUCAUAGUCUUUGCCACAGGAUUUGUCGCAAACCUACGUGAGCUUGUUAGUGGGUACAUCGGUAAGAGCGUUGCUGACAAUGUUGAUGACUUUUGGGGUGUGGACGGUGAAGGCGAACUCAGAGCUGCGUUUAAAUUCCCAGGGCAUCCGGGUGUAUGGUUCACCGGGGGAACUAUCGGUCACGCCAGGUUUUUUGGACGAUUUAUUGCACUUCAAAUCAAGGCUGAUGUGAUGGGAACUCCGUUUACUCGAUAUGAGAAAUACCUCCCAAACAUCUAA